Messenger RNA from Acanthosepion pharaonis, 570 nucleotides. The record is from the annotation of a GenBank genome assembly. Lineage: Eukaryota; Metazoa; Mollusca; Cephalopoda; Sepiida; Sepiidae.
AUGCUAAUUUGUUUGUUAGCUACACGUAAGAAGUCUAGAUCAUCAACAGCCACAAUUAGAGCGAGGCCUCGCAUUGACGAAGCAGUCACUUCUGUUUACAGGCCUCGAGGGGGAGAGAACCCAGCUUACUCUGUGACGAACGAUGAGGCCAAUGAGUGGUUUAGCACUCGCCGACCUCGUGUCCUCAAUUCUCUCUCCCGGCCUAGCGAUUGUGUCUACCUCCCGGAUACUUGCAGCCAAGGAAGACAACAUUGGAACUCUCCAGAAUCAGCCAGAUCCAGCACACCGGAAAUCGACCAACAGCAAAUGACCAUUCCUCCACUCGACGUUCCAGAAACAGGCCAGACAUACCAGUCAGGACCACCGCCACCGUCACCACCUCCACCGCUUUCACAACAAUCUCGACAAAUGGACCAGAUCAACAGUAACCCUUACUUUUUGGCUUCUGCGCCUCCCCCGUAUACGCCGUAUGCCGAGGAUCAUCCAGUUAAUAUUACCUCAAUUGAGAGAUCUUUGACACUACCGGUACGAAAUGGGACUUCUUACAGAGUAGACUAUGAUUACUUCUGA